UCUUGGUUAAUUACUUUUAUUUUGUUUGAUAUCGUGUCCGGUGUGUGACGUCAUUCCUGGCGACAGUAACUACAACAUCCCGAGUCCGCUUUUGCAGCUUGCAUAUCAGAAACAACGGAUAUAAAAAAAAUACGCCGAGAGAAGAAGGAACCUUUACCUGUAUUCAUAUCUGUGUUAUUUAAGCGUUUUGAAAGUGAGUUGAGACAGGGAUGGCGGAGGAAGAAGAGCGCGGACCCGGUUCGGUUUUUCAGACGUUUGUGCUGAUGGAGGAUCUUCUGGAUAAACUCAAGGUUCUGGAUUAUGAACAGCAUGUUCUGGAUAAACACAGCAUCAAACCCCUUUCCAGGCAUUAUUUUGUCUCUAGCCCUCAUGUGUUGUCAAAUCCUGGAGAGCAGUUCUAUAUGUUCAGUGUAAUUGCCGCCUGGUUGAUUUCUCUGUGCGGCCGGCCGUUUGACACACCGCAGGAGUAUGAUGACCCCAACGCCACUGUCUCCAAUAUCCUGUCUGAGCUGCGUGCCCUAGGGAGCCAGGUUGAUUUCCCCCCAUCUAAGCUGAAGUCUGGGUCUGGAGAGCAUGUUGUUUAUGUUCUAGAUCAGCUGGUAGAAAAGGCACUAAAGAGUAAAGGAUUCACCUGGGACAGGCCGACUUACCCGUCUGUGGAGGUGGAAGAUGAGUGUGUGCAGGAAGAUGAUGCUGAGCUCACACUCAGUAAAGUUGAGGAAGAAAUGACACAGGAGGAUGAGGAGUAUGAGGAAGAGGAUGGCCUUGAUUUAGAUGCAUUGAAGACCAGAACCAAUCCGAGUGAACUCAGUGGAUGGAGGCCUGCGGUGGUUCUGGAGUCAGAUGUUGAUGCCGCUGAAUGGAAUCUGGAGGUGGAGCGAGUUCUUCCACAACUAAAAGUCACCAUUCGAACCGACAACAAGGAUUGGAGGAUUCAUCUUGAUCAAAUGCAUCAACAUCAAGAAGGCAUCAACACAUCCUUGCAAGAUGCCAAGGGGUGUCUGUUUAAAUUGAGGGAGGACAUCAGUAAAACAUUGGAGAAAGUGAGCAGUCGUGAGAAAUAUCUCAACACUCAGCUUGAGCAUCUUAUUUCAGAGUACCGCCAGGCACAAGCACAGCUCAACAAGGUAAAGGAGCUUUAUCAGCAGGCCAGUGGAGGCGUCACAGAGAGAACCAGGAUUCUAGCUGAAAUCAGCGAAGAGCUAGAAAAAGUCAAACAGGAAAUGGAAGAGAAAGGCAGCAGCAUGUCUGAUGGAGCUCCAGUGGUGAAGAUCCGUCAGAGUCUGACCAAGCUGAAGCAGGAGAUCGAGCAGAUGGAUGUUCGGAUGGGAGUGGUGGAGCACACGUUACUGCAAGCCAAACUCCGAGAGAAAAACAACAUGACCAGAGACAUGCAUGCGACACACCUCUUAGAACCCAACACACAAACUUACUGAGAAACUUACUGUUGGUUAUAUUUUGUGUUUAAAUAAGUGUAAAUAACUAAAUAUCUAGUAUUGAACAAUAAAGUAAAUAUUCUAACUA
Carassius auratus (goldfish) is the source of this 1524-nucleotide messenger RNA. RefSeq names its product intraflagellar transport protein 57 homolog. Gene Ontology annotation, biological process: non-motile cilium assembly; intraciliary transport. Gene Ontology annotation, cellular component: microtubule organizing center; cilium; Golgi apparatus. NCBI's taxonomy places the organism in Eukaryota, Metazoa, Chordata, Actinopteri, Cypriniformes, Cyprinidae. The transcript is spliced from 11 exons. The coding region runs from base 210 to 1436 and encodes 408 amino acids. The record is from RefSeq and is a predicted model, not a curated record.